Rotaria socialis is the source of this 546-nucleotide messenger RNA. The record is from the annotation of a GenBank genome assembly. Lineage: Eukaryota; Metazoa; Rotifera; Eurotatoria; Philodinida; Philodinidae.
AUGGUAUUUUCAAUCGUUGGCUUUUCACUUCUUUCACUUGUUAGUGUUUCGCUAGCAGCAAAAGAGUGUCCGAAAAUUGUCACACAAAAAAGUUUUGAUGUUACUAAAUAUGUUGGUUUAUGGUAUGAGGCUUUUCGAUCCGAUAUUAUUUUUGAACUUGGAUCUAGAUGUGUCAAUGCAACAUAUACGCCGAAUGCUGAUGGAACAGUAGGUGUUUGGAACCAAGCAGUAAAUUGGCUAGAUGAUUAUACAAGCAUUCGCGGAACAGCUAAAGUGAAAAAUGCUUCAGAACCAGCUGCAUUUAUUGUUACUUUUGAUAAUCCAAUUCAAAAGGGUGACUACAAUGUAAUCACAUCGAAUUAUGUGGAUUAUGCACUUGUCUAUUCUUGCGAAAAUAUUCCAAUAAUUGAUAUAAAAUUGGAAUUUAUCUGGUUUCUUUCACGAACAAAGACGAUGUCUGACUCAGUUGUGAAUGAACUCAAGAAGAUUCUUACUGACAUGGGUGUUGAUGUUGGCACUCUGACACGAACGGCGCAGAACUGUUAA